Fonsecaea multimorphosa CBS 102226 is the source of this 1668-nucleotide messenger RNA. RefSeq lists its product as uncharacterized. The transcript is spliced from 5 exons. Gene Ontology annotation, cellular component: fungal-type cell wall; cytoplasm. Gene Ontology annotation, molecular function: 1,3-beta-glucanosyltransferase activity. The coding region runs from base 1 to 1668 and encodes 555 amino acids. The record is from RefSeq and is a predicted model, not a curated record. Lineage: Eukaryota; Fungi; Ascomycota; Eurotiomycetes; Chaetothyriales; Herpotrichiellaceae. Gene Ontology annotation, biological process: fungal-type cell wall (1->3)-beta-D-glucan biosynthetic process.
AUGAAGUGUUUCUCCGCCGCUGCGACUGCUGUCGCCGGCGCUACUCUUUUCUUCAGAGCUGCAUAUGCAGAUGUAGACCCUAUUGUCAUUAAAGGCUCCAAAUUCUUCUACCAGACCAAUGGAACGCAAUUCUAUAUCAAAGGCGUCGCCUACCAACGUGAUUAUCUAGGCAACGGCACAACGUCCAGUGGUAAUGACAACUAUGUUGACCCUCUGGCGGACGCGUCGUCAUGCCAGCGAGACAUUCCCUACCUCCUCCAACUAGGGACCAAUACCAUCCGUGUUUACGCAGUCGACCCUACUCAAAACCACGAUGAUUGCAUGAACAUGCUGGCAGACGCCGGUAUCUAUGUCAUUUCUGACUUGUCGUCCCCCGGCACCUCCAUCAACCGAGACUCUCCCACAUGGAAUGAUGACCUGUACGCUCGUUACACUGCGGUGAUUGACAACCUGUCACAAUACAAGAAUACCCUGGGCUUCUUCGCAGGCAAUGAGGUGUCCAACAACAACACCAACACCGACGCCAGCGCUUUUGUCAAGGCUGCUGUCCGUGACAUGAAGGCCUACAUCAAGCAACAAAACUACCGCACCAUAGGAGUGGGCUAUGCUACCAACGAUGAUGCCGACAUUCGUGUCAAUCUUGCCAACUACUUCGACUGCGGGGACUCAACCGAUGCAAUUGAUUUCUGGGGCUACAACAUCUACUCGUGGUGCGGAAACUCCAGCUACACCGAGUCUGGCUACGAUCAACGCACCGAGGAAUUCUCCACCUACAACGUCCCCGUGUUCUUUGCUGAGUACGGGUGCAACACCGUUCAGCCCCGUGAAUUCACCGAAGUCCAGGCCCUGUACGGCCCUCAGAUGAGCCCUGUCUGGUCGGGCGGCAUUGUCUACAUGUACUUCCAAGAGACCAAUGACUUUGGUCUGGUCACUGUCUCCGGUAGCUCGGUGAGCACUCUGGACGAUUUCAACGCACUGUCCACCCAGAUUGCCCAAAUUCAUCCGACUGGCGUCAACUCAAACAGCUAUACUCCUACCAACACUGCUCCCGCUGCUUGCCCGACCGUUGGUGCGGAUUGGCAAGCAUCAUCCAGCCUGCCUCCCACUCCUAACGAAGAACUAUGCCAAUGCAUGUACAAUGCUUUGACCUGCCGACCCAACAAUGUGGCCACGGACGAUAUCGGCGACCUGUUUGGCAUUGUCUGCGGCCUUGCCGAUGGUGUUUGUGACGGUAUUGCCGCCAACGCCACCACCGGCGACUAUGGUGCUUAUGGCAUGUGCAACCCUCAGCAACAACUGGGUUGGGCCCUCAACAGCUACUACGAACAACAAGCCGCCCAAGGCAACGGUGCGUCGGCCUGCGAUUUCAGUGGUUCUGCCACUACAGCGUCUCCCACAAGCCCAACUGGAAGCUGUGCGACAUUGAUCAGCCAGGCCGGUAAUGCAGGCACUGGUACGGUCACCUCAGCACCCAGCGGCACGGCUGGAUCGGGAUCAAGCUCUGGCUCUGGCUCGAGUUCCAGCUCUGGCUCUGGCGGCAGCGGCAGCAGCAGCUCAUCAAGUGCUGGUAUCCCUGGAAUUAUCACUCCAGGCCACAUGGGCGUUCUGCAGCUCGUGGUUUAUAUCACGAUUGCAUUUGUUUCGGGAGCUGGUAUGAUUUUGUUGUAG